UGUUAGAAAUCCUUGGAAAACAUUGUGGAAGACCAAGAGCUUUCUUGGCUAUCUGACAUGUAAUAAUUCCUCUUUCAUCUACAGAUAUAUAUUUACUGUAUGAUCACUAGGCGAGCAGUACCACAAGGCCUCCCUUUAGGUUUGUCUAGUUCUUUGUGAUGUUGGAGAUCUCUGUUGAUGUGCUAGUUGCCUGGUCUCCACGUAUUUGGUUUGCAUGAAUCUCCUGGAUGGGGUCUUUCCCUUGAAGGGAGCUUCUAUGUUAACAAAAGGCUGAAGGCUUGCCGAACCAGUGAAGUGGACUUUGUAAGAUGAAGUGUCAAGAUACGGAUUGCAGAUGCCACCUACUGAGGCUUAGAAAACAUUUACAUUUGAGCCCCGACGCUCCCGACGGCAGCCGGCGCCCCAAGCUCAGCCCGGAGGAGGCCAUGGCGAAGUCCAGGGGUCGUCUGUACCUUUGGAUGUGUUUGGCUGCAGCGCUGGCAUCGUUCCUGGCGGGAUUCAUGGUGGGAUGGUUUAUCAAGCCUCUCAAAGAGACAGCCACUUCGGUGCGCUAUCAUCAAAGUACACGAUGGAAACUGCUGUCAGAAAUGAAAGCUGAAAAUAUUAAGUCCUUCCUGCGUUCUUUUACAAAACUUCCUCAUCUGGCAGGAACAGAACAAAACUUACUGCUUGCCAAGGAAAUCCAAACCCAGUGGAAAAAGUUUGGACUGGAUUCAACAAAGUUGGUUCAUUAUGAUGUCCUCCUAUCUUACCCUAAUGAGACAAAUGCCAACUCUAUUUCAAUUGUGGAUGAACAUGGAAUUGAGAUCUUCAAAACAUCCUAUCAUGAACCACCACCAGAUGGAUAUGAAAAUGUAACAAAUAUUGUACCACCCUAUAAUGCAUUCGCAGCCCAAGGCAUGCCAGAGGGAGAUCUUGUUUAUGUGAACUAUGCUCGUACUGAAGACUUUUUUAAACUAGAAAGAGAGAUGAGCAUCAACUGUACCGGAAAGAUUGUUAUUGCAAGAUACGGGAAAAUCUUCAGAGGAAAUAAAGUUAAAAAUGCCAUGUCAGCCGGAGCCAUAGGAAUCAUCUUAUACUCAGAUCCUGCUGACUACUCGGCCCCUGAGGUACAGCCAUAUCCCAGAGGAUGGAACCUUCCCGGAACUGCAGCCCAAAGAGGAAAUGUGUUGAAUUUGAACGGUGCUGGUGACCCACUCACUCCAGGUUAUCCUGCUAAAGAGUACACCUUCAGACUUAAUGUUGAAGAAGGAGUGGGAAUCCCCAAAAUACCUGUGCAUCCCAUUGGAUAUAAUGACGCAGAAAUGUUAUUACGCCAUUUAGGAGGAUCUGCUGCACCAGAUGAAAGCUGGAAGGGAGCUCUUAAUGUGCAUUACAAUAUUGGGCCUGGCUUUACUGGAAGUGGUUCUUCUAGGAAAGUUAGAAUGAAUGUUCAUAACAUCAAUAAAGUUACCCGAAUUUACAAUGUAAUUGGAACUAUCAGAGGAUAUGUGGAACCUGACAGAUAUGUUAUUCUGGGAGGUCAUCGAGACUCCUGGGUGUUUGGAGCAAUUGACCCAACCAGUGGGACUGCUGUUCUACAAGAAAUUGCCCAGAGUUUUGGAAAGCUCAUGAGUAGAGGCUGGAGACCUAGAAGAACUAUCAUUUUUGCCAGCUGGGAUGCAGAAGAAUUUGGACUUCUGGGUUCCACUGAAUGGGCUGAGGACAAUGUGAAAAUACUCCAGGAGAGAAGCAUUGCUUAUAUCAACUCAGAUUCAUCUCUAGAAGGCAAUUACACUCUUAGAGUUGACUGUACACCCCUUCUUUACCAAUUGGUGUAUAAACUAACAAAGGAGAUCUCCAGCCCCGAUGAUGGUUUUGAAAGUAAAUCACUUUAUGAAAGCUGGUUGCAAAAAGACCCAUCACCUGAAAAUAAAGAUUUUCCUAGAAUCAAUAAGCUGGGUUCUGGAAGUGAUUUUGAAGCUUAUUUUCAGAGACUUGGAAUUGCUUCAGGCCGAGCCCGUUACACUAAGAAUAAGAAAACAGAUAAAUACAGCAGCUACCCAGUGUACCACACAAUUUAUGAGACAUUUGAACUGGUAGAGAAUUUUUAUGACCCCACAUUUAAAAAACAGCUUUCUGUGGCUCAGUUACGAGGAGCACUGGUAUAUGAGCUUGCCGACUCUACAAUCAUUCCUUUCAAUAUUCAAGACUAUGCAAAAGCCUUGAAAAACUAUGCAACAAGUAUCUACAAUUUAUCCAAGAAACAUGACCAACAAUUGAGAGACCAAGCAGUAUCAUUUGAUUCCUUAUUUUCUGCUGUGAAAAACUUCUCAGAGGCUGCCUCUGAUUUUCAUAGAAGACUUACACAAGUUGAUCUGAAUGAUCCCCUUGCAGUGAGAAUGAUGAAUGACCAACUGAUGCUCCUGGAAAGAGCAUUCAUCGAUCCCCUUGGUUUACCAGGGAGGCAGUUUUAUAGGCACAUCAUUUUUGCUCCAAGUAGCCACAACAAAUAUGCUGGAGAAUCAUUUCCUGGGAUAUACGAUGCUAUGUUUGAUAUUGAAAAUAAAGCUGACCCUAGUUUGGCCUGGGCAGAAGUAAAGAAACAUAUUUCUGUUGCAGCUUUUACAAUUCAAGCAGCAGCCGAAACUCUGAAAGAAGUGUGAUGGGAACUCCUCAAGUAAGCAGCUAGCCAUCAAAGCUGUUGCUACAAAGUCUGAGGAUAAAAUUAAUCUUCCUUUUUAAUAAGUCAUGAUGCCAGAGUGCUCUAAAAUCUUGAAAAUCUUGCUUUUCAUGUCAUGUUUUGAAUUUAGACUUCCACCUUUGUACGCAUGUAAAGUUUUAUUGGUUCUUUAAAAAUUCACAACUGCAUCAGCAAAGUGUUAAUCUAACAAAACCCUCCUGUCAUGAUAUAAAGAGAAAGUAACAGAUUUCCUAAAAUAAACUGUAACAAAGAGCUUGAAUUCUCAAACAUUGCCAGUGCAGAUCCAAAGUGUUACAACCACUUUGGAAAACUGUUUGUCACUUUCUUUUCUUUUCUUUC
Molecule: messenger RNA, 3022 nt
Organism: Tupaia belangeri chinensis (Chinese tree shrew)
Lineage: Eukaryota; Metazoa; Chordata; Mammalia; Scandentia; Tupaiidae
Gene: NAALAD2
Product: N-acetylated alpha-linked acidic dipeptidase 2
Exons: 21
Coding region: 309-2645 (778 amino acids)
Molecular function (GO): carboxypeptidase activity
Source: RefSeq, a predicted model, not a curated record